This is a messenger RNA of Plasmodium vivax (malaria parasite P. vivax), 15715 nucleotides long. RefSeq lists its product as hypothetical. Gene Ontology annotation, biological process: vacuolar acidification. The record is from RefSeq and is a predicted model, not a curated record. Gene Ontology annotation, cellular component: RAVE complex. NCBI's taxonomy places the organism in Eukaryota, Apicomplexa, Aconoidasida, Haemosporida, Plasmodiidae. The transcript is spliced from 2 exons. Bases 1 to 15339 code for a protein of 5112 amino acids.
AUGGACCCCCCCGGGAAGGAGGCCAAGGCCAGGGGAAGCAGAGAGCCAUGUUACGACGAAUACCACAACGAAAAUCUGCUGCAUCUGCAGAAAGAACCCGACCCAAAUAAUAGAACCCACGUGCUCAAACGGGUUCGUGGCAAGCGGUGGCAAGAUGAACGCACGUACAGCUCCUACGACGCAUUCCCCUACGGGGGGGUCUUCUACCAUGACUUAAUUAUAAAGGACGUGAUAACGUAUUGCUUCAAGCGGGGCGCCGACUGCGUGGAUGGGCCGUCCGCGAAGCAGUCAGCGAAGCAGCCCGUGACGCAUUCCACAACGCAUCCCACAACGCAUCCCACAACGCAUCCCACCAUGCAGUCGCUGGCCCCACCGCCCCCAUACGUGUACCUCGGCGCGGGCAUACUGAAGGAGACGCAGAGGAAGAAGCACCGGGAAAAGAACCGGAUGGUUUUUAUUUUUUGCCUUAACGAGGCGGUGCUCAGAGGGGGCGGCGAAAGAACCCGGAGCAGCGAGGGGGCCGCCCGACGUGGGAGGCAUACCGGCGGGGGGGUCAGCCACGCAGAAGGAGCGGAAAAAGCAGCCGCAGGAGCGGCGAAAGUAGCCGCAAACCGGGGAACACAUCGGAGGAGGCAGAGGGAGGAGAACCGCCUCCGAGACAUAGACGACGUCCUGAAUGGAAGGAGCUCCCGCCAGAACCCUUUUAUAAAAACCAAGGCGUCGCUUCUAUGGGAGGAUGUGAAGGACCGGGAGGGGGGGAUGUGCACAGAUGUAAACAGAGACAAGAGAAACCUCCCCUUUGAGUCCCUCUACUGGGAGCCUGCAUUGGGGGGUUCGCCCAGUGCCCGCAGCGCUGGCGAGGAGGAGCGUAGUGAUGACAGAAGUGGCGGUAGUAGUGACCGCAGUAGAGACGGCCGUAGUGACCCCUGCCAGUCCUCGGGCCGCUCCUCCGGGGAGCUUUCCGACCCCCCAGGGGAAUACUCCCCGGAGGAGAGCCCCUCGGACAGCUCUGACAGCUCGGAGGAGGACUCCUCGGAGAGCAGCGAUCAAGGUGGACGCCCUCGGCACGCUCAUCACACGUGGCACCCUCGGCAGGCCCGUCACGCUUCCGACCGACGAAGGAGAAACGCGUAUAGCGAUCGAAACGGCGUCUUCAUGCUGAGCGUGCUGCACCACCAGAGCGAGGUCUACUCAGUCAAGUGGAAGGAGAGACAAAACGACCCCUUCUGCGUAGUGGCCUCCAUCUGCCUCGACGGAUACUUAUACAUCUGGAGGGAGCACACCAACAGCCAGAACAAACUCACCUUUGCAUCCGUCUGCCGAGUGUAUGUCCCCUCGUUUGAGCAGAUGAUAUGGUAUGUGAAGUGGUGCUGGGUAGACAAGGACACAGCUAGCGAAGAUUACUGCCGCUUCUGGAGCAGCAACAGAAACGCGAACAUCGCGAAGAAUGAAUUUUUGAUUGUGUAUGGGUCUCGAAAUGAGUCGCGUGCGGGUGGGGCUGGGAGGAGCGGCUUCCCCCUGGGGCGCGACGAGGGGGAGCGAUCCGCCGUCCCCUCCGCCACGUCUGCCACCCCCCCCUCCGUCUUCUCCAUCUACGCCAUCUUCAACCUGCACAGCCACCACGCCCACGUGAAGAACAUCCUCCGCUACGAGAACGUCCCGAUAAGCCUCAACUACGAGCACGUCCUCCAGGCAAAGCUCAAGUAUGGCUCCCUCAACACGUCCCUCAUUUCGGUUUACACAGAUGACACCUUCCUCCCAGAAAAUGAAUACCACAUGAAGUUCGGUCAGUGGAAGAUUAAAAAAAUAUGCCCCCUCUCGGAUUCGCUCUUGCUGGAGAGGGGUACCCCCCACAGGGGUGUUCCACGGGAGUUCCCUAGCUGGGACCACGCGGAUGUGAGCGACGACUGCUCGCUCUCCUCCAGUGGAAGCGGGUCCACCGCAGAUCACAGCGAAGGGGGGGUUAGCAGUUACGGCGAUUGCUGUGAUGGCCAUUAUCAGGGCGACUCAGCUGCGCAUCACAACGGAGGGGCGACUCCGUGGAGACCCCCCCGCCGCAGGAACAACUCCAAAGAGAACGACUUCCUCCUGUUUAGGAAGCUCUUCAGCACAGUCAGCAAUUUGAUGCCUCCAUUCUCCCUCACCAUCUCGACAUACAACGGAGACGUUUACAAAGUUAUGAUCAAGCCGAGUGACAUUUGGAUUAAAAAAAAAAAAAGCGUUAGCGUGAGGUACAUGCUGCAUUACAGGGCAUGCGAACCGUCUCCCAAAUGGGAGGGGAAAAAGAAGUACCUAUCGGGUAGGCGGCAGCCCGAGGAGCCGAUCCUGCAGGAUGACUGCGAAAUGUAUUUUGACCCCAACCAUAAUGUGGCCCUCGUGCGGGAGAGGCGGACGGGGAGGCUCUUCCUGUACGAUUUCGACAUGGGGGGUAGAAGCGGGGCUAGAAGCGGUAGUAAACGCGGGAGCCGAAGCAGCAACCUCUUCCUGGAUGUCCGGCACUCAUUCGAAAGGCACCGCAACGAUGACGGGGCGACCCCACUGGAAGGUGCCACAGUUGGGAGCGGCACCAACAGCGGCGCUAACAAACCAUGGGGAGCCUCCCCUUCAAGUGUCAACCAAAUGGAGGGCACCACAGAAGUGGAUCAGACGCAGAGCACACACAAAGCACGCACGAAUCACCCCCCUCAUAACUGCGCCUCUACCGAAGGAGCAGUGGCAAAAAAGAGAAGAGCAUUCACCCCCAUAUGCUGCCUGAACAGCAUGUACAUUGACAGGUACUACCUAUUGAAACAUAAGGGAAGUGACUCGCUCAGGAGGAAGACUCAUUUUGUCUAUUCCUACUCCUACCAGAUGUGUAGAAUCUACGAACAAGUGAAAAAGAACCCACAUCUGUUCAUGUCGACUAGCCAAUUUUUAGAAAAAAAGAAUACAAUCCCUUUGGCCUACAAAAGUGAGCUUAUAAAUGCUCUAGAUUCCUUUUUCGUUCUCAUCUGUGUAGACAGAAAGAGGCAGUGCAUUUUUGCUCUCAAGUCGGAGACAAGGGACGUCGUUCAUAAUGCCAAAAUGCUUUGCAUCUUUGAUGAGAGCUCUCCGCUAAUCGGCUUGCAAGGAGGCUCUCCCCCCCCGAACGAACCGAACAAUAAUGUGUAUUUGAGCAAAGUGCAAGAAGACAUAUGCAGGGCAGAAGGAGGGGUGCCUUGCAAAGUGACUGGGCACGAGAUAAGUGACUUCCGCCUCCACAGCAGGAACGGCCAGAACUACCUGUUCCUCAUCAUUAAAUACGGCUACAUCGGGAGCGGCGGGUACGGCGGCUCAGACAUUCACGGCAGCUGCUGCACCCACGGGAAGGGGACCAAGCACGCCCACCUGGUCGCCCUCGCAACCGUGCACAUUCAAAAGGAGAGCUUGGUCUACGUCACCUUGCGCCUGAACCAGAUGUUCACCUUUUUCCAUUCGCUCGAGGAGAAGCUCCUGUUCUCCUACGUCCACGUCUCCUACCAGGGGAAGUUUAUUGUCGCCACGAAUCAUGCCCUGCAGGGAGAGGCGCAGAAGGGGAGCGGCACUCACGGGGGUAACUACCCACCGGUGGAGGGGCAACCACAGGGAAGUGAAGAAGACGGUGCUGUUUGCCACCAUCCGGAGGAGGUGCUCUCCGUUAGGAGGGGACUCCUACACGUUAGACGCUCCUCCGGGGUGGAGAGGCAAUACGUCUUGGUGCUCGACGAUGCAGAUCCCAAACAAGAAGGGCAGAACAAACCAGCACAAUCCAACGAAGUGGUCAAUCUGUAUCUCCUCUGCACGGAACGCAGAUGCGUCUCCCACCAUGUGCAGGUUAGAAACGUCCCCGACCUCGUCAACGUAGUCGUCCAAGACAGCCACGUCGUCCUGCUCACCAGGAGGAAGCUGCAAAUUGUGGACCUCAAGGCGGUGUGCAGCGACUUGAUCGGCAUGGAGGGGGAAAACAGAGAAGAGGACCGCAUCGGAGAGACUAACAUGGAAGGAGCCAACGGGGAAGGGGCCACCAUGGAAGAAACCUACGUGGCGGAUGGACCCCCCCCCGCGGAGAGCGCAAACCGCGUAAACUUCACUUCGAUCCCCCUGCCGAAACUGCUCGCAAAUAAAAAAACAAAAUUGUGUAUGACCCGUUCAGGUGAAAAAAACACACAUUUUUUAGUAGCCAGUUUUUUGGUCAAUUUGAGGGAGCUUCACCGAAAGAGGAGACACCGGAGGGGCAGCAAAAGCAAAACAUGUAAUGGCAAGGUCACCCACGACCGGUUCGCACGCAAAAACUGCUACAUCUCCGUGGUCCUCUUCUGCGAUGCAUCGAAUGGCAACGAGUGGCAGGUGUUAAAUUAUGGGAGGCACCCCUUCCUCCUCUCCAAGCAGGUGUUCCUGUUUGAAAGGAAUUUGUUCCUGCUGGGCGGGGUGCAGAAGAGGAGGGGCUUCCUGUGGGGCCCGAGCGGGGGGAAGCUGCUCCACACCGCUCACGCCGCUCAAACCGCUCGGACCACCCGGUGGCGCAAAAUCAACCUGUGCAGCGCACUGAAGAAAUGGCAAAGACGAGGCGAAGGACAUGUCCCGGGAGAAGCGGGUGGGGCGGGCGGAAAAGGGACUCCCCCCCCCAGAAAGAGACAUCACGUGUUCUUUCACCCCCUCGGGCUGUUACACUACAUAAAAAUGGGUCUCUUUUCCCACGUCUUUAUUGCUAUGAAGUUACUCCUGAACCUUUUGCUAAACAGAUUUUACAGUUACGUUGAGAGGAUCAAAAUUAGAAGUGACAGCUCAGGAGAGGGGGGGGGUCUUCCUAUUAAGAAGCACUGUGCUCUACACGUCCUACUGAAUGAUGACCGUUUGAGGAAGUCCGUUCGGGAGAACUUCGGAGACAUUUCCACAGUACAGAAGAGCCACUUCCUUUUUAAUGUUAACUUCCUCACCACUGAAAUGGGGAAGCUCAGGCAGGGUACGCAAGGCAUGGUUGAUGGCGUCUCUGGGGGAGAUGCAGCUGGGAAGGAACAGGAGGGGAAGACUCUCAUCCAAGGGGGGAAUAACAAUGGAGAUGCAGCUGACCAGAAGGACAAAUCUAUGUACCUGUUCGAAGUCGAGUCCGUUUCGUUGGACGAUUUUAAUUUAAAUUCUGACGAGGAGGAGGAGUCUUCCCCGUCGAAGCAGGGGGCGCAGCGGGAGAAGGCCCCCUCGGGUCGAAGCGGUAGCAGUGAUAGAAGUGGUCGAAGCAAUCGCAGCCGGAGUAGCGGUCGAAGCGAAGACGAACGGGGGCGGGCGCAGCGCAGCUUCAAGGCCAACCUGAAAGCCGCCAGCGUGAUUGACUGCCAGCUGACGGCGGAGGAGGUGAGGCUGCUGCAGAUCCUGCUGCUGCACGUGAACGUGCCCCACCUGAGGGCCUUCGACCAGCUCCUCCUCUUUUGCGUGCUGAACGCGUUUUGCCUCAAUUCGGGGGAGGGCCACGCCGGCCGCAGUGAUAGCAGUGGCGGUAGUGGCAGCGGUAGUGAUAGUGGCAGCGUGAGCCGCGUUAGCAGCAGUGGGGGCGACGACUUCGGCAGCAGCCACCCGUCGGAAGACCCCGCUGCGCGCAGGUGCCACUGUGCGCACUUCGGCCUGCACCUCCAGAAGGAACUCAUCAAAACGGAAAGCAUGCACCUGGGCGACCACGUGCGUGGGAGUGGAGACGAGGCAAAACAACCCAACGGAAGCAACAUGACCCAAGUGAUCCUCUUCUUCUACCGCCUCUACAUCAACUGCUGCCUCUUCCUAAACGUCCCCCUGGAGAUUCACCACCAGUACGCCUACCUCCUUUACUUCGUGCGCGCGAAGGUGGCGGCGGAGCUGAGCAGCUAUCUGGAGAAUCUGCAGACGCACUACAGCCACUCCUUCCGCGUCCCAGUUAGCGCCGGCGAUUUGGGCGCCGUCGACCUGUUCGACAUGGGUGGUGCGGGCAGCGGUGCGGGAGGCGCUGCGGGAGGCGGUGCCCACUUCGAGACUGGAUCACUUCCCCACGGGCGCCUCAUCCGGUGGAAACGCAGAAAAAAGGGCCCCCCCCAAGCAGAGCUCAACGGUGUGGCAGUCGCACAAAUGAGCAACUUCAAACUGGUGGAAGAGGAGGUCCAAAGGUUUUGCUUCUUCCUUACGUUCAAACGUAUGAAGUUGUUCUACGCUCUACACGAUAGGGACAAUUUAUUUUUCAUGCACGAGGUGCUGACGAACCGGACACUCAAAAAAAUAAACAGCCUCAACGUCGACGAUAAGGAGAAGCAAAAUGAAGUGAACGACUGUUUGGACUUCCUAGCGUUGCUCUACUUAGCGAAAAACGAAAAACACAAGCUGAUGGUGCUAUACAAAAUAAAGAAGCAACAGAAAAUUUUUGAGUUCCUCUCCAAUGACUUUUCUUUGGAGAGGUGGAGCAACGCCCUCAUGAACAAUGCGUAUAAGUUGAUGCAAAUUAAAAGGUACCACCUGGCCAUCGCUUUUUUCAUUCUUCGUGGGGAUAUGAAAGACGUGAUUGAUGUGGCUCACCAGUAUUUGAAGGACCCUCAAUUGAGCGUCUUCCUCAUUAGACUCGUUUAUGCCUCCUACGUAGAGAAGGGGCACUUCCUGGGAGGGAGAAAUAAUGCUACCCUUUCGGUGAGCACGCCGUGCAUCCCUCUGGGGGGAAGUGGUAGCGUCUUGGAGGACUCCAGCGUGUCCGCGGUGCAGGGCAGUGGCUACCUCCCCUCCAGCGAGGCAGGCGAGGCGAGCGAAGUGGGGGAAGUGGAAGAGGAACGGAGCAGAGAAGUAGAAGAGGGACGGAGAAGAGAAGUGGAAGAGGAACGACGCCACUGCCUGGAGGAACCGCGCCACUUCCUGCAGGAGCCGCGCCACUUCCUGCAGGAGCACUUGAACUACAUUUUUGCGAAGAAGCUCAAGGCCGACCACGAUGAUGGGGCCCAUGGUAGGCACCACCCCCCCGAGAGAAGCUACCUCGACGUGAUGAAGAACAUCCUCCUGGGAAACUACCGAGAGGUGCACUCCAAAUGGAAAGAGACAAAGAGGCACGAUUUUCUCCUGCUGGUUUUGAAAAAUAUAAUUGUGGGGAGAAUAAUGCGCCAGGAGGGAGGGCAGGGGGAUGCCCCGAGGAUGGCAAUUCUGUGCCGGGAUGGCCAAGCUGAUCGCGGCGAAGGAGAAGACGAUCAAGACGACCAAGACGACUGCAACUUCCGGAUGAGCAAAAUCGAGUGCUACUUCAGCUCCCUCCACUUUUGCUCGCAACGAAUGAGCAACCUAUCGUUCGUCUUGCUCUUCAUAUUUUUCCACAACGGGGACAAAGACGAAGAAGUGAUGCCCCUCCACGAGCGGCUCAAAUUCUUCCUGUGCCUCUCCUCCGAAGCCUACUUGGAGACCUUCCUCGGCGCAAAUAAGUUUUUGUUUGAGGUUGUUUAUGCCUCCUCCUGCGAGAAGGGGCCCCGGGUGGGGAGCGGCCACCCGGUAGUGAGCAUCGAGCGAGCGGACAGGGACAACCCAGUCGACUUCACUCAGUCGUUGAAGCAGUUUGCGCGGCUGGUGCAUUUGCUCUUCGAGUGCAUCAGCGGUGGUACUAGCGGUGGUACUAGCGGUGGUAUUAGCGGUGGUACGAGCGGUGGUAAGCACUGUGAAGUUAGUUGCGACCAGGAUGACCGCGCAAGUUGCAAUCGGGAUGGCCGCGCAAGUUGCAACCGGGAUGGCGGCGCCGUCGAACCCGCACCCGCCGUGCUGCGCCUGAUGAACAAGCUGAGGGACGUCGCAACGAAGGACGCCUGCGCCAGGAGGCGAAACCUGAGCCGAUUCCUAGCCACCCUCCUGCAGAAAAUAAGCGGCAUGAGCGGCAUGCACGGCGGACAGAGCACCCAGCUGGCGGUCAACCAUUAUAUGUUUUACGAAGCUGCGAAGAACGGAGGGAGAGCCCCAAGUGCCCCUCCCCCCACCAGCCUCUACGUAACCCUAAACAAGUACAAUAGCCUCCUGACGCACUUAUUUUUUCACUUCUUUACCCUCCGCAUUGUGGAAGGCGCCCAGAGCGAAGACGUCAUCCGGUUCGUCCUGGACUACAUCGUGUCGAUUCUCUUCAUCUACGUGAAUGAUGCCGUUCGGGUUCUGUUUAGCUUUGCAAGAAAUGGGAAGUGCGGAGCGGCGGGGUCUAUACACGAAGCGGCGUCUCUUCCGAACGAACUGCUCUCCUCCCUGCACGCGCCCUACCUGCAGAUUGUCCUUUUACGCGUGGGCCUUCGCAACUGCUUCGCCCGGGAGGGAAACCACGAAGCGCAUGCGCCCAGCAGUUUGGAGAAAGACUCCAAGGCAGAUUCGCCUCCCCUGUGUGGGCCCAGCACCGAAGAAGAGACCCACAACGUCUGCAUCCACGUCGACCGAAAGUUCUUUUCCUAUCAUAUUCACCUGCUGGACCUCUUCCUCUGCUACCUAACUGUGAUGGUGAUAUGCCUCCUCAUGCUGAACAGCCACUACGGCUUCUUCCCCAGUGGAGAGAUCCGCGUGGAUAAGCAGAACACUCAAAGGAAUGGGAGAAGAACCCGUAAAGGGAGACACUUAAAAAAGCUAUUCACCGUCUUGCACCUACUACUGAAGAAGAUUAAGAAGCUAAAUUGGGCAAUUGAAAAUGUGUAUAAGGGGAACAGCACCAUCGGUACAGCUGACCUGCUGGUGGAAUUUGUUAAAUGUGCCUACCAGAGUGGGAGGAAAGGGAAGCUGUCUCCAUGGCUACACAUGAGCUGUGGAGAGGAUACUACCCCCCUUGGAGGGAAGCACAAGAGGAGAAAAAGAAACAGUAAUGGCAAACAUGACAUGGGGAUGCCCUCCAGUGAAGCCAGAGACGUGACUCUAACUCCCUUGGGAACAGCCCCUCCUAGUAGGAGCAACCUCCAAAGUGAUAACGUCGUAGAAACGCAGAUGAGCAUACGGUCGUGUGAGUACGUGCAGAAGGGGAGACUCUCACCUGAAGCGGCGGAGGCCACGGGGGAUUUACCAUUUGAGCAGUUUUGCGUCGUGAGCAUCUUCCUCUCCACCUUCGAACUGCUCAUCGGGAACUUCCACAUCUUCGCGUACAAGGCGAACGUCUUCACGCCGCAGCUGCAUCCGCGCGGGGGGGGCGGUCACGCGGUAAAGGGAGGUCAUCUGGUAAAGGGAGGCCAUGCGGUAAAGGGGGGCCAUGCGGUAAAGGGGGGCCAUGCGGUAAAAGGGGGCGACACACAUGGCAAGCAGGGCCAACCAGGGGGAAAUCGCCAGGCGAACCCCUUCUACCACAACACGUGCGUGCUUCUCCACCACGUGGACAGCCUGUGCCAGGUGGUGAAUAAAUUCCUCCUGCCGCCGAUGAAGGAGCUGCUGUUCAAGUCGGCCUGCAACAUUAAGAGCACCCUGCUGACCUUCCUCUCCUUCCCUUUUUUCUUUAACAAAAUGAAGACCAGGAAAAAGAACCAAGUGUUGUGCGAGCACUUUAUCGAUUCGCAUGUCUCCCUCUUCUACAGCAAGCCCCUGUACGCCAUUUGGAAGAUAAACGGCUGCACCUACAGGUCCUUCCUCCUCUUCUUCAACAAGAGCUUCUACGAUUACGUUGAUUCGGUGAACGACGCGGUGAGUGCCUGCAGGGGGGGACAGCCAGCUGAGCGGUCCCAGCAGGGACAACAAGGUGAAGGCUUGCAGAAGGGACAACCAGGUGAAAGCCUCCCCCUCCAGCAGGGCCAACCCACUGAGCGCUUCCAGCCGGGCCUACCCGCUGAGCACGCCCACCUAAAUGAAUACUUAAAAUUCCACCAGCUCUACAAGGAGGGGUGCAGACUGACAGAACAGGACUGCCUCGCCAUCCCCUCUGCCAACGGGGAAAAGGGGAACCUGGCUUGCAACCAAAGUAACUUCCUCUUUAAGAGGCCCAGAAGCUACGACCGCUUUUUUUCUUUCACGUCCAGAAUGAGUUUCUUCAAAAAAUUAAAGCGGGGUGCUAGCGGAAGUGGCAGUAGCGGUGGGGCUGCCAAACGAGGGGACAAAGAAAGAAAGAGAAAAGCCCUUUUGGGGAAAAAGGCAAACAGGGAAGGCACCCAGGAGGGGGAGUACCGCCACGUUAACUACGACAGCCUUGUUAAAAUGAAAAGCGACCUUCUGAGGCAGGAGACAGUCGAGACGGAGGGGGGGAGCAGUCAGGACGGCAGCGAGGUGGAUGAAGAUGAGGAGGGGUGGAGCCGCGCAGUGGGUGCUACGCGAGAGAGGAGGGGGGGCCGCCCCGUGGGUGCUACGCGAGAGAGGAAGGGGGGCCGCCCCGUGGGUGCUACGCGAGAGAGGAAGGGGGGGCACAGCGGGCGCAGCAGCCAGGGCAGUGUUAGCGGCGCAGUUAGCGCACUUGGCGCAAUUGGCGCAGUUGGGGCAGCUCCUGAUGAGCGAGGUGGUCGCGGAGCCCACUCCAGAGCGCCCCGCGCAAAGGCGAACAAGGAGCAGCAGCACCACCGGGGCCCCAACCCGAGAAGCAACCCCCCUCAGAAGAGAAGCCACAGAAGAGGCAAAACAGAACAGAACAAACUCCCGCACGUCAUCCCCCUGUCCUACCUAUUCAACAGCAUGAGCGAUAGGCAUGUCAUCGAGCAGCAAAAAAUGGACUGCCACAACAGCACCAUCCUUUACAUCCACCGAAAGAAUAAAAUAAAAAAGAUUUGCGUACUUGACCACUUGAAGAGGCUCAAUAAGAAGUGCAGAUUCAUUAACUACAUUUCUCAUUACGAUUUGAAGGGGGAGGACAGGAGAGCCUCCAGGGGUAGGAGCGGCACCGGGAAGAGGAAGCGGAAGAGUGGCGCCAGCCUAGGGGGGGAAGGUAUCACCGAAGGUGUUACCACUGCAGCGAGAAAGAACCCCCACAAAGGCGAAUGCACAGAUGGCAACCCUCGCUUGGGGGGAGACCGCGCCAGUCGCAGCGUCGAGGUGGGCGUGCCCCCCGCCCCAAAUGGGGAGCGCCCUUGGCAUAGCUGCUCCCUCCAGGGGGGGGGCGCGAACGCGCAGAGCGAUCAGAUGUGGAAGGCGGCCACUGUUGGGGGAGGCGGGCGUGAGAGCGGCGGAAGAGCGGUGAAGGAGAGGACCCCCAGCGGGAGUAGUCGUGGCCACCGCCGCGCUGACCGCCGUGCUGACCGCCACACCAACCGCGCGAGCGAGAAAAUCCUCCUGGACAUUGACCUGAACAAGCUGCUGUACAUAUACAAGUGCAUGCACAUCCAGUGCAUGCACAACCUGACCCCCCUGUGCUCCUACCUUAGCAGCUUCGUCCCCAACGACUGCAGCAUCACCAGCCUCUUCGGCAACAGCUAUAAUAGCCACUUCGUUAACAACCUGUUUUUUCACAACCUGUUUUAUGCGUACGACAAUACGAUGACCCUUCUGCUGAGCUCGAACCACGUGGGGUCUAUUUUCUACGGGGGGGGCAACGCAGAUUGGGCAGCAGAUUGGGCAGAAGAUUCUCACAAGAAGGGGGAUGGCCAAUUUAGAGGGAAGACUGACAGUAGCAGGAGGGACUCACUGAAGGAAGGCCAUACGUCUAGCCGCCCAUCCUCUCAGGAGGUUGCUACAUCUUUGCGGGACGGCCCCCCAAGUGGGGACUCCUCUCCUCCCCCUCAUGGGUGGCACGCAUCGAACGGGGCGAAGAAGGCCCUCCACGCAGUUGGUAACGCCGCUGCUAACCCCGCUGGGGAGGACCGGCUGCGAACCAACGUGGCCAUCUCGAAGACGGCGCAGAAGUACAUCGAGACGGUCAUGCUGCUCCUCCACAACAACGUGACGCUGAACGACUCGGAAAAGAUCUGCCUGACGAGAAAGGGAAAGGGAUGCAAAAAUAAAAGCAAAAAUAAAAGCAAUAACAGUAGCAAUAACAGUAGCAAUAACAGUAGCAAUAACAGUAGCAAUAACAGUAGCAGUAAGAGUAAGCAAAACGAAUUUGCGCACCUGCAGGAGUUCCUCGAGAGGAACGCAAACACCUGCGUCAGGAGAAGGUACAGUUUCGUCAACCACCUGUCAAGUAAAAAGGAGAGUUGCUUUUUCUUAAAAACGGGAGCCAUCAUCUCGCACCCCUUCCUCCCUGUCUAUGCACUUGUAAAUAUAAAUCACGAGAAGGUUACCUCGUCGGAACAAGACCAGCUAGACAAGCGUCGCUUCCAAAUAAGGCUCUGUACCUUUUCAGCCAAUUGUGAGGGCAUCUGCUACAGAUACGGAAUCAUCAGUAGCGUCUCUUGGAGUUCCAACGGCAACUUUUUGAUGGUUUCUGAUGAAUGUGGGCACUUAUAUAUUUAUAAUAUUUUUUUGGGCAGCUUCGUAAACCCUAAGGUGGUGCACAACAGGGUGGGCAAUGACCCCAAUGCAGAUCGGAAUGGAGCUACCCCUUCUGGGGGGAGAGCAUACCGGCAUAGGAGGGGUAAUCUCUCUGAUAGGGGGGCCACUCCUGCCUGCGCCAGUGCGGGUGAACACGAGGGGGGCUCCCGCCCCGAUGAGGAAGGCGGCUACGAUGAGGAAGGCAGUUACGACGAGGAAGGCGAUUACGACCAUCACUAUGAGGACUACUACGACGACUACUAUGAGGACGACCACUACGAUGACGACCACUACGAUGACGACCACUACGAUGACGACCACUACGAUGAGGGAGACUACUCCAAUGGUGAUGACCACCACGGAGAGGAGCCCGGGGGGGAUAUCGCCUAUGCCCGCCCCGACGAGCAGGGCUGCCCGCUGGGUGAGGAAGCCCCCAGUGAGGAGAAGCCCAGCCAGAGGGGCGCAGAGGAGGGAAGGGGCUCCCAGGAAGGGCAAGCCUCCCAAAAUGGGAAGGCCUCUCCAAAUGGGAAGACCCCCCCAGAGGGGAAAAGCAAAAAGAACGAGGAGAACGACGAAGGAGCCAACUUCGGGAGCAAGAUAAAGGAGGGCAACAAGAAAAUAAGAAACUUCUUUAAGGACAAUUUUUUGAAGAACAGUAAGAAGAAGGCCCCGGGGGACGGAGGCGGGGAGAGGAAGGUGCGCAGGCGGCGGAGGGUGAGCAGCCGGUGGGGAGCGAACAACCGGUGGGGGGCCCGGCGGUGCCGCAGGAAGGGCAGCUACAUUAUACGCGAAGCCAUGUGCGUGGUGAAGCUGCACGACGAGGUGGUAGACGUGAGGUCUCUGGACGACUCCGCCUUUUACUUGGUGAGCAUUGGCAAGGGGGUGAGCCCCAGCUCGCUGAGCAGCCACACGGUCUUCAUCGACGCGGACUUCGCGAGGGUCGACGAGCAUUUGAGGCGCAGCCAGGAGGUCGCCGAGGAGCAGGAGAGGCAGCACGGUGAGCGGCAAAAUGAGCGGCACAGUGAGCGGUACACUGGGCAGCCCUCUGAUCAACUGCUCACCGAAGAGGGAAACGCCCUCGGCGGCCCCCAACUCAGCGCCGCGCAGGAGGAGCGCCCCAGUGAGGCCAACCAAAGCGCGUCCGUCUCGAAGCCACCCCCCGCUGAGCUCUUCCAAGGGGAGGCGGCUCACCCGGAUAAGCAAGAACAGUUCCCACCACACCAGCGGGAAAAGAAAAAACAAAACAAUCGCCACCCACAAGCAAACAUGAUCCAGAAGAGCAAAAUGAAUCACAUCGAUGCGUUCUUCAACCUACACGUUUUUAAAAAGAAGAGGACCUUCUUCAAAUCGCCCUUCUUCCAUUUCGAUGCUCAUAAUGGUAUGUUUUUUAAGAGCAACAAGAAAUUGCGAAAUGUUGAAGACCUGGCGGACACCGUGUGUCUCUGCGUUUGGGACCUCUGUUCCAUUUUGACUAACGAGGAGAAGCUCUUCUUGAAGGGGAAAAUGCCCGUCGGGGCAUCUGACGUGGGUCCCAACUCGCUCGGCGAAAAUGGAGCCACGAUCAGCGGUGGUAACAACAGCAGUGGCAACUGUGGCAACGGUGGCCACUGCAACAGCCAUGCGUAUGGCAGGAACGAAGUGACCCAUCGAGGGGGUGCCAAGAAGCUGGAGAGCAGAACCGUUCUUCACCCUACCCUCGUGUGCAUCAUCGGCAACCUGCCUGAGAGUAAGAUGCAGGCCAACAAAAGGAAAAGCAACGAAAGCGGUAACUCCAUUACGACCUUCUGCACAUGGCUAUCAUCUCGGAACCAACUCUACAAGGUAGUGAAGGACCCCUUAGAGGGAGAGGAACACAGAUUGGGAAAAAGCGAUCGGAGGGAACACCCCUCGAGGGGGAACCAUCAACUGAGUGCAACACUCGAAACACCAAAGAAAAAAGGACUCUUUUGGCACCUGUUCAACCACAAGGUGUGCUCGAAUAACUUCUCCCAAGAUGCCUACGUUUUUUAUGGCGACCAGCUGGGCUACAUCCACGUGGUGCAUCUGCAGAUCUACAAGGAGGUGCACUUCUUCCGGGCCUUCGACGUGCCCAUCCUCAAGGUGUUCGUCUGCAGAAACCUGGUCACCAAGCUGCUCGUCCUGGCCGACGCCCGGCUGCGCAUCUACCGAGUCGAGUCCGCCCUCGAAAUAACGCUCAUCAAAGAGGUGCAAAUAAAGCACGACGUGCCCCCCAGCAAGUGCAUAUGUGAAGCGAAGAUAAACGAACUGAAGGAAAAGAAAAAAAAGGGGGACAACGAAAACGACGGGGUCUCCAUCUUUAACCUUUCCUACUUCCUCUCCUCCAAUUACCCCAAGAAGCAGAGCAAACCCGGAGGGGACGACAAACUGAGCGGCGGAGGGGUUAGCGGCGGAAACGGCGCAAACGUCGGAAGCGUCUGCACGGAGCAUGCCAAUGCUAGUGGCGUUGGAGGCGGCCUUGGGAAUGGAAGCACCGCCAGUGCGGCGGCCAACCUUGCCGGAGGGGGCAGCACCAGCGGGGUAGGCGGCAUCGCUGCUAACGCGAGUAAUAGCUUCUCGGGGAAGAACAACCCCCCCCCCCUGGGAAACCACUCCAGCGCCCCGAACGACUCCCCCCAGAACCCAACCCUCGCAGAGGCGAAAAGCGGCUCAUUCACGCCCCUCCCAAGUGAAGAAAAGGGAAAGGAAAAACCGACCACCACUACGUUGAAAGAAAGUAGCAGCACAACACCCCCUAAGGGGAGGAAAAACAGCACCUCCUCCAAUUCUUUAUGUCCAUUCAAAACGAUCAGUGACAGUGAGGACGAGGCAGAUGCAAACAGCGACAAGGAUGCCUACCAGAGCGUCAUCAUCGGUGGAAUCAAUUUUGGCUACCUCGGAUUCAAUUUCUCUAAAUUUAUGAUUAACAAAAAAAAGACAAUCAUCGUGGACGCCUACAUGCUGUCGAACUCCCACCUGGUGACUGUCUCCAGCAACGGCACGCUCACCCUGAUUAAGGUGUGACCCCGGGGGGGUAUCCCAAAAGGGGAAUACCCAAAAGGGGAAUACCCAAAAGGGGAAUACCCAAAAGGGGAAUACCCAAAAGGGGAAUACCCAAAAGGGGAAUACCCAUAAAGGGGGGAGCCAGCACGUAUACACAAUGCCCCUUUAAUGCCCAUUUAUGUUCCUCCAAAUGGCACUUCCCUGGCGACCUUCGCAUGGCCACGUCUCAUUGCACCUGUGGGAACCCCCACCGCGUGUUUUUCCUUUACGCGCCUCGCGCGAGGGUGCGUCGAAAAAGAACUGCGUCAACUCAAAUGGACUCCUAAGACCUGUGCUCAGGGUGCAGCCCUCCUCCCUGGUGGGGCAGUUUGGCAGUUAAGCAGGUUGGCAGUUCGGC